AUGGAGGGAGUCAAACUCCUGGUGGGACACGGGGUCGACUUAGAUAUGCCGUCGAUUCGAGGAAUGACGCCCAUGAAAAUAGCCGUUGAAUGUGGCCACUUGGAUAUCGCGUCGUACUUGCUUGCGCACGGUGCUAGAGUUCCGGAAGACCACGACUUCUUCGUUUCCUGUGCAAAUCGGGGAUACCUGGAGGGCCUUGAAUUGGUCUUGGAUAAGGGCGUUUCAAUAGACGACGAAGACUCAAACGGCUCCGUAGCCCUCUUCUGUCGGCGGCGAACGGGCAUGUCGAAGCUUGUUAUCAUCGACAAUGCGGGCUCUGCUAUAACUGCAGCCGCCGGACAUGGCCACCGUCGAGUUUUGGAAAUGCUUCUGGAUCACGCUGAUCAAUCUGGCUGCGACCAGACGAUGAGCCGUAAAUAUGCAUUUCAGGUUGCGAUGCGGAACAGACACUGGGGCUGCGCCAAGGAACUCUUGCAGAAAGGGGCUGAAACGAACUCCAACAUUGAUGAUGAAUUGCCCCUAUCUUGCGCUGCAAGGCUCGGCGAGGAAGAGAUAGCAAAAGUUCUCCUCGAACAAAGCCCCGAUCAAAUACGGCCUGGCGACGAUCCGACUCUGCUGUUUUGGGUGGUCAGGAACUUGAGCAUCGAGGUGCUCAGGCGACUUCUUGAGCAAGGUCUUGACCCCAAUGCAUACUCAGAAGCCCUGCGGCAGGGCCAUCCGUCUAUUCGGAGACAUUCUCGUAAGGGCUGGCUACUGCCACCUCUGUCAUGCGCAAUGAGUCAGCUGUAUUACGACAAGGCGGAGCUUCUGAUAGACCAUGGUGCCGAUCCACGCCCCUUGCAGCGAGGAAGACAACACAUUACUUUGGUCAACGUUACUCGGUCUAUGAAGUGCACUUUCAUCGCCAAGAUGCCUGAUCGGGGAUUUAAUGUGAAUGAAAAGAGCGAUGCUGGCGAGACGCCUCUCUCAGUGGCUGUGACCGCUGGCAACGUGGAAGGUCCUUUCCGUCCUGUUCUAUCAUUGGCCAUCGCAAAGGGACAUGUUGAAAUAGCCGACGUUCUUCGGAAGCACGGUGCGAAGGAAACGUGCGAGGAUAUGGAUGUUGAUGACGAGGACUAUCUGGCUGGUGUGGUCGAAUUGCUGUCGUCUGCGUGA
This is a messenger RNA of Aspergillus pseudoviridinutans, 1155 nucleotides long. Its product is annotated as ankyrin repeat domain-containing protein. Gene Ontology annotation, molecular function: protein binding. The record is from RefSeq and is a predicted model, not a curated record. The transcript has 3 exons. Bases 1 to 1155 code for a protein of 384 amino acids. Lineage: Eukaryota; Fungi; Ascomycota; Eurotiomycetes; Eurotiales; Aspergillaceae.